AUGGCUGCCAGGCGGUGUCGGAUCUUCUUCCUGGCUAUCACCCUUCUGGUCAACGCCCUGGAUUUCAUCAGCGACUGGCUGUUCUACGUCAGCGCAGAGAAAGUCGAGAAGGGCCUGGUCUACGGCCCUAUCGAGCCGACCCAGGUGACCGCACUACUGGUCUUCUCCAUCGUCGGCACUGUCGGGUUCGUCAUAGAAAUCGCCGUUUUCGCGUUUGAGCUGCGCAAAGGAGAGGACUUCCAUGGCGACCUUCUGCUGGAUAUAACGUCUGCUGUCAUCAUCUGGUUUGAGGACAUUCCCCAGGUGGUGAUCAGCUUCAGCAUCGCUUUGUGCCGGGAGGAAGCUGUCAGUAUCUUCCAGCUGACAAAAGCGGGUCUCGUACUUGUGGGUGUUCUCAUCAGCAUUACAGCUACCCUCGUCCGAUUCUGCCGGACCUGCGACACCAAAGCUACAGUCUGUGGGGUCAGAUUCUGUCUCAUACUCGGCAUCUUUCUUGAAGGCAGUUUCGCAGCCGCCAUAUUUGCUUUGACACAAACAGAACAGGGGGAAAAUGGUGAGAUGUUCUUUAAAGUUCCAACAACAGUCAUUGAUGAUCAUCUGAGCGAUGAGAGGUACAUUACUAACGUGAAUCUGUUUGCCCAUCAUGCUGAUAUGUUUGAUGCCUGGAACAUGGAUACCAACAAGAAAGACGCUAUGGCCAACUGGAUAAAUCUCUUUUCCUUAUACAAUCUGAAAGAUAACAAAGUCUUAUCUUUUAAACUUAAUUACGAACAUGUGGGCGUGCAACUUUUGAAUUUAGGAAUCUGGGUAGCAGCCGGGGUGUAUUCAACUUCCCACACUACAUGGACUUUAUCUGGAUGUUAUUCCCUAAACCACAAAACGGCCAAAGUAACCAUACUACCAAAUUCUACGUGCGAAAGUGAAAGCUUUUCUGGCAAUAACUCAGAGAUCUUCUUCAUGAGCUUCCGUUAUGAAGAACCGGACACGGGAAUAUUUUACCGAAAGCGUGUGUUUGGAGAGGUCAUUUUUAAUAUGAAAGUCUUAAAAAAUGGAAAUUGUUCAGAGGGGAACUUUGAAGACCCACUCAAAAACAGUGGUAUAUUGUAUUAUCCGUUAACAUUUCAUUAUUUCCGAAUUAAUAAUGCGAACGAUACUGGUGAAGUGAGACAUUUGUAUAAAGAUACAUCUCCUGAUGAUGUGAGGUUUUUCCGCAAAGAUUCCAAAGAUAUUACAGAUGUAUCAGAAGUAUGGAAGACAGGUUGGAGCAAAUGUUCUAGUACUGGAAGUAUGUCGCCAGUUAGGAAUAAGAAUAUUCAAGUAGAAUGCGCAUAA
Messenger RNA from Candidula unifasciata, 1332 nucleotides. Lineage: Eukaryota; Metazoa; Mollusca; Gastropoda; Stylommatophora; Geomitridae. The record is from the annotation of a GenBank genome assembly.